Molecule: messenger RNA, 835 nt
Organism: Nicrophorus vespilloides
Lineage: Eukaryota; Metazoa; Arthropoda; Insecta; Coleoptera; Silphidae
Gene: Sbds
Product: ribosome maturation protein SBDS
Exons: 2
Coding region: 77-835 (252 amino acids)
Biological process (GO): ribosome biogenesis; cytosolic ribosome assembly
Source: RefSeq, a predicted model, not a curated record
AGCAAUUAAUUUACAAGCAACUGAAGGUCCCAUGGUGCAAUAUCGCGAAACAACAAUCAAAACAUAACCUAACAAGAUGUCUAAGAUCUUCACACCAACAAAUCAAAUUCGCCUGACGAAUGUAGCCGUGGUGAGGACAAAGAAAGCUGGCAAGAGAUUCGAAAUCGCCUGUUACAGGAACAAAGUGAUCUCUUGGAGAAACAAUGUAGAAAAGGACAUUGAUGAAGUUCUUCAGACGCACACGGUAUUCACAAAUGUGUCCAAGGGACAGGUCGCCAAAAAGGAGGAUCUGGUAAAAGCUUUUGGCAAAGAUGAUCAAACUGAAAUCUGCAAGGAGAUCUUGCAAAAGGGUGAACUGCAAGUGUCUGACAAGGAGAGACACAGUCAUUUGGAUGCACUGUUCAAAGAUAUCGCCUCAACCGUUGCAGAUAAAUGCGUGAAUCCGGAAAUAAAGAGGCCCUACACUGUGACAACCAUCGAGAAAGCCAUGAAAGAUAUUCAUUAUUCGGUGAAGCCGAAUCAGAACGCUAAGCAGCAGGCUCUGCAGGUUAUUAAACUCCUCAAGGAUAGUAUUCCAAUUGAGAGAGCCCAGAUGAGGCUGCAAGUUAUAUUCAGGGGCAAGGAAACUAAGAAAUGGAAGGAUAAACUUGUCAAGAUUCAGAGUAUAGAGGUGGAAAAGGAGGAUAGGGUUGAAGAUCAGCUGAGCGUUGUUUUUCUGAUCGAUCCUGGGUUUUAUAAGGAGGUCGACGAAAUGAUUAGACACGAGACUAAAGGCACCGCUAUGUUGGAGAUCAUGUCCUACAAGGAAAUGGUUCUGGGCGAAGAUUUUUUGUAA